AAACUUCAACCGAGUAGAAAAAAUAAUCUAAAUAAAUGUUGUUGCUUUUGUUUAUGAACAAAACUAUAAUUAUCCGUUCGAGGACUUCAUAGGUUUUAAAAGUUUGACCAAAGUACAAUUGUGAUCAAGUCCAUCCGGUUGAAUCAUAUUUGGUUUCAGGGAUUGUUCUGCUUGAAAGUGUUUCACGUUCAUCUUUCACACAGCCAGUACAUUGAAUAUUUUAAACAAAGAUUGUGAAUCAAAAUAAAUAGUAUUUAAUUUUAAUUCAAACUGUUUGCUGAUUUUUACUCUUUGGUAAAGAAUUGUUUUUUAUGCUAAUAGAUCGUGCUGGAGGUAACUGAAAGAUGACCUUUUAGAGAUGGCAAAUCUUAUUUCAAACUUCGAAUCCACGUAGCAGUGAAGAUUAAACGUUACGAUGGCCGAUCGCUACUACCGCCUUAUCACCUUGCUCGUCGAUGUUUGCACGCCUGUUCUUAGACAGAUUUUUCUGUUCUAUGCAAAGGCGGAUACUUCCACGCAGUUCAUAAACACCCAACAAUACAUGUCAGCAAAGCAAUCAAUUGUUCGUCAGUUAAGAGGUCUCCCGAAGCAUAUUUAUGAGAAGAUUUACAAUUCAGGUCCUAUUGACGAUAGUAAAUGGGACAUUACUGCCAUAACGUGUUUGCUUCUUGGCAUUUUUAGUUUGCCAAUACACGUGAAAGCCAGCGUUGAACAGAUAAGAUCUGAAAGAAACAAUCUUCAGCAUAUUAAACAGCUACAAAGCUUAUCGGAGCAAGAGUAUGAAAGUACAUGGAGGUCAAUAGAACAAAGUAUUCGCCAACUCGUUUCAAACUUGUCUCCCGGAUGUCAACAACAGACUGCAGAAAACAUAAAUAAUGCAAGAUUAGGUAACUUUCCAAAUAUGUGCAAUACUUUCACAACUUGGUGUCUAAGUUUGGCCGGUCACCUAGAAGAAGUGAAAGAGAAUACAAACGUAACAAGACGGAUUGUAGAAAAUGUCGCAGAGAAACGAGUGGACAGCCAGGGCACAGUUGUCAAGCGAUUUAAAGCAGUUGAUGACAUUUUGAAGCGUAUGAAAGAAUGCUUUGACUCAACGAUGUCUAGAGAGCUCCUGGAUGAUUUUGAGCCGCCCGAUUGUAUUGCACAAAUUCGAGACUAUCUCCGACAAAAGCGACAUGUUAUUGUCACAGGGACCGUUGGUCGAUCAUAUCUGAAGGUGGCAUUGACUGCAAUAAAAGACGUAAAUACACAUGGACCUAAUGUAAGUGCUGAGAUAUCUUUCCCAAGCGAUUGGCGCCAUAUUGAUCCGUCAGAGAUAAAAUUUAUUCUUUGCACAAACCCUUUUGGUGUCCACGAUUUUGACGCACAAAAGGCGCGAGCGAUGCUUGAUGUUCUAUGUCAGAUAAUGAAUUCUGCUUAUGCCGGAGAGUUGACGCUUGCAAUCGUGACAAAGAAAGAUGUUCUCGUUCAAGCUCAAGAAGUGUUCGGGAAGGACCAUGAUGUGUUGCAAAACAUUGUUGAACCAUAUGCUGAAACAUCAGUAAAUCAUCCGGAAAUCAUUUACUCUAUAAUGAGUUCCUGCUAUCUUGCACAAAUAGAAGAACUGCCACUGAAGAAAUCAGUAUUCGAAGACGCAAAAUCUACGUUGAAGAAAGAAAGAGUCGUUAUUCUUGUGGGUAGAAAUGAGCUUCUCAUCCGUUCCUGCAUAAAACAAUUAGCCGAACAGUUUGCACCAAACAAUUGUUUGGUAAUGAGUAAUCCAGAUGACAUCAAACAUCUAGAUGCGGGAGCGGCAAUGGCGGUAUUUCUCCACAUCACGGAACAGUUUACAUUCGAUUUGGGCAAAAGUCGUCGAUGGUUCGAAUACUUUGAUUUCAUUCAUGCUCUUGUGAAAUCAAACAAACUCCGCGUUGUACUGACGUUUGAUAAGUCGGCCCUAAAGCGCUGCAUCACCAAAAUCAAUGACCAUGAACUGCUGAAGCACAAAGUAACAAUUGCAUUCAGGGACGUUGAAGAAAGUCGAAUAAAAACGGAGGCAACAGCUGAGGACGAACUUCCAUCAGCAGCCCCAGGUCCUCCAGACAGCAUGAUUCAGAUGUUCCCCGUACUGUCAGUCACCUAAUUCACAUCAACCUACCAAGCGGGAAUGUUUUUAAAGAUAUAGCCUUGCUGUCGUACAACAGUCUUCUUAUGACAGAAACUCAAUCAAUUAUAUUACUGAAUCUACAAUCGCAGUCUAUCACUUCCUUGAAAUCCGACACGAUGAAUAAUUGUCGCAUAACUCGAGUCUCUGAUACAAGAGCGGCCGCUUUUGAGAAAGAUGGAAACGUUGUUAAGUUCAUCUCCGUGUCUGCCACUGACCAGAUGUCCUGGGACGGUGAGAUAAAUGUUGAUGGGAAAUGUCGGGUAGCUGCCUGUGCCGGGGACAGGUUGUUUGUUUGUAUACAAAACGCAUAUAACAAACGCAAUAUAAACGUGAUAGAUCUAGAGGGAAAAGUACUGAAAACCAUACACGGAAAUUAUUUCUUUCCGACAUUUGAAAGAAAUGGGGAUCUAAAUCUUUGCAGCUAUGCUAGUCAUGACGUUUUAGUGCGCUAUGGCGAUGUAGUAACACGAUAUUCAAACGAUGGAACGGAGCAGCAGUCAACUAAUAUAAAGAAACAAAAGGAGAAAUAUAGUAACUGUCUCACAUCAGACUGGUCAGGUUAUCUCUAUUGCAGUGAACGUUAUGGAAACAUCGUGUAUCAGGUGUCAUUAGAGAGCGGCAGCGUGACAAUGCUGCUGGGCGAGUGUCACGGGAUCUGUAAAGUUAAGGGUUUGGACUACUGCAAUACGGAGGAUAAA
This is a messenger RNA of Mya arenaria, 2844 nucleotides long. RefSeq lists its product as uncharacterized. The record is from RefSeq and is a predicted model, not a curated record. The transcript is spliced from 7 exons. Bases 416 to 2122 code for a protein of 568 amino acids. NCBI's taxonomy places the organism in Eukaryota, Metazoa, Mollusca, Bivalvia, Myida, Myidae.